CUUCACCUUUGUAAAGUGUGUUAGUUUGGCAGAGAAGUGACUUCUUCCUCCACCUUUGUAAAAUGUGUUUAACAGAGAAGUGACUUUUCUUCCUCCACCUUUUUCAUCACCGCCUGACAAAGCAGCAAGAAGAAGAAGAAGAAGAAGAAGAAGAAGAAGAAAGAAGAAGAAGAGCGGCGUCACACUCUGACUCUUCCUCCUCCAGCAGCAGCCAUGAAGAUAGCAUCUUUCAACAUCCAGAAGUUUGGAAGAAGCAAAGUGUCCGAUCCAGAGGUCCUUCAAAUCCUUGUCCAGAUUAUCUCGCGCUAUGACAUCAUCUUGAUCCUGGAGGUGGUGGACAUCAGCGGGAGGUCGGUUGAGACCCUCAUGGAUGCACUCAACACGUCGGACACGGCCCAUCACUACACUCUGAAGAUCAGCUGUCGGCUGGGACGCUCCCGCUACAAGGAGCAGUUCAUGUUCCUGUACAGGGACGACUUGGUGGACCUGGUGGGCUCCUACCAGUUUGACGACCAGGGGACCGACAGCGGCGACGUUUUCGCCAGGGACCCUUACAUCCUGCGAUUUAGAUGCCACGACACAGUGCUGAAGGACCUGGUGAUGAUCCCAGUUCACACCAAGCCAGAGGACUCGGAGACUGAGCUGGACGAGCUUUAUGACGUCUUUCAGCACAUGAAGAGCAAGUGGAGGACAGAUAACGUGAUGAUCCUGGGCGACUUCAACGCAGACGGCUCGUACGUUUCCGACCGCGACAUGCUGAACAUCCGCAUCCGCAGCGACAAGAACUUCCACUGGCUGAUCGGAGACGACGUGGACACCACGGCGAGCACGGGGAACACACACACUUAUGACAGGAUCGUGGUGUACGGAGACGACAUGCUCAACGCCGUCGUGCCCGACUCCGCCAGACCCUUCAACUUCCAGAAGGCGUUCCGCCUCAGCAACGAGCAGGCACUGAAGGUCAGCGACCAUUACCCCGUAGAGGUGGAGCUCAAGUCUCGGACCAGACCACCACCCGAAACUCAAGGUCCACUGCUGGAUGGAGAGCUGCUGGAGCUGAAGAGAGGAAACCUGCUGCUGGAGAGGGAGAAGCUCAACCUGGAGAUCCAAAUCCUGCGCGUGAAACUGUCCAGGAUGACGCACGGCGACGUGGAGGCAAACGAACGCAGGCCUCCCAACUGUACUGUAAGCUCUCACCUCCACAUCCAACACAUCGACGUGGAAUACCAACAUCAAUGUGCUUGAAUUCUGUCAAAAAGAAUGUGCCUUAAAAAUGUUUUUUCAAGGGUUUCAUUUUCAUUUUUUUAUAUAUAUUUUUUCUUUAUUUCAGGCAAUGACAUUUUUUAAAAAAAAGUACAAGGUAGACAACACGUAAUAAUAUACAUUAAUAUAAUGCAAAAGGUGUCAGGUUUAAGCAGGGCCGGCCCGUGGCAUAGGCCGUAUAGGCAAAUGCUAAGGGCGCCGUCCAUCAGGGGGCGCCACGCCAGUGCCACAAAUGUUAUUAUUAUAUUAUUAUUAUAUUAUUUCUAAAUACAAAAAAUAAUCCCACGUUAAUUAAAAUGCAAAGUAAAGCCUAUUUAAUAGAAAUAUUAUUUGUUACAACAUUACGGCACCCCCUCCCUUCCCGUAUCAUGACUCUUUUUGGAUGUCACCGCAUCAAAAAAUCAACACAAGAUGUCAAAACGGCCAAAACUGUCAGGUGCCCAGGGAAGAAAAAAGAGAAAAGAAGAGGAGAAACGAGAAAAAGACAUAGAGGUAGCAGGGAGGUAACGUUAGCCUACAUGAAAUUAUUUGUCUGUUACAGAAACAUUAGCAUUAAGCUAAUGUUACAUGAUUCGGCAAUUGCUAAUCAAUAAAUAACUAGUUCUGUUUUAACGUCGGGUUAAUAUUGUGGAGGGGGCUAAAUUGUUAUGGAAAAUAAUAAUGUAACGUUAGGUAAUUACAGUACUCCCACCUUACAUUCCUCAGGGACAUUUGUAUUAGAUCUUUUAAGCAGGUGUUUUUUGUUGACAUUGUUAUUGCCUUCUGGUUAGCUAAUGUUUGCCCUGCAGGUAAUAGUCACUUUUCCACCCCUUUAUAUAUUAGGUAUAGUUGUAAGCCUAGUUGUUAAAGUGCACAUUAUUAAUGUUAAUUAAGCAAUAUCACAUGAGAGGGAAUGCUGUUUUUUUUAAUUUGAGCACUGCUGUGAUUCGGUUAAAGAUAAUCAUAACAUAACAUUCUCAUAUAAUAUGUUAAUUUGCUUUCUUUAAGUUAAAAAAAAAAAGGUCAAAGACAAAGCUAUUCGGUUUCUUGUGAGUAUAUACACUUCACUGCCGAUGGGCGCCAGAUUGGUUAGGGCCAGGCCUGGGUUUAAGCACCGAUGACAUCUAUUAAACAGAACAAGAAGCAAGGAAUCAGGCAGAGACAGAGUUCAAUUUAGCUCAUGGGGAGAAUGCAUGGAGCUGCACUGUCAGGUUCAAACGCUGAUGACAUCUAUUAAACAAGACAAGAGGCAAAGAAUCAAACAGAGACAGAAUUAAAUUUGGACUCUAUCGAGGAGAAACCUGGCGACCAUGCUCUGCCAAAAGAUUGCACUCCUUCUUUAUUGGACUUUAGAAUAAAAUAGAUAGACUUUAUUCAGCACCACAGUUCGCUCACAUCCAUUUUCUACUGCUUGUCCCAUAAUCAAUAAACCAGUCAAUCUAUAUAAUAAUGUAUUGUAGAGCAGGUAGUGGCAAAGCACUUGAUAUGAAAUAUUUUCAAAGGAUUGCUUUGAUGUGAGGCUUUAAAAUGUCUCAAUAGUACUGUAAUGGUCCCAAUAUUGACACCCGAGGAACACCUUGACUGAAUAACAUUUGCAAACCAACUUAAAGGAGAGCGAUUAUGCAAAAAAACAACAACAAAACCACCUUCUCUUACCUCUUGGUUGUAUUCUGACACGUAACUUUUGAAGGGAAGUGACCAACGUGACGGAUCACCAAAGCAACUAUCUGAGUACGCAAGGGGCCUAGAUCUUACCGCUAAAAGCAGAUACACGCAAAUAAUCCAACUAUGCAAUGGAAUUUAUCCCUUUAUGUUCUCAGAAAAAUAUUUGUGGAGUGAUAUUGAGGAUUAUACGUCGGUCACGUUCUCAGAUAUGUCAAAUUAUUGUGCUCCAGACAUCAUUCUACACAACAAAACAAAUGAAAACUUGUAAAAGCAUGGAGGUCUACAACUUCUUUGUGUGUGUCUGGGUCAAGGACAUUGGUAUCAACACUCUCCAUGAUAAAUAUGUAUCCUUUUUGCUCGGGUAAUGUUGUAUUCCAUGAUUUAACUUUGCGUCUACAUAAGCUAUGUUUGUUGUUGUUGUUGUAAGUGUCGUUUACUAGUAGCGGGUUUUUAUUUAUCAAAAUAUAACUAUAGAUGUCAACAUUGUGUACGUGCUGAUUCAUUUAUGAUUGUUUAUCAAAAUAUAACUAUAGAUGUCAACAUUGUGUACGCGCUGAAAGAUUAAUGUAUGAUUGUUUAUCAAAAUAUAACUAUAGAUGUCAACAUUGUGUACGUGCUGAAAUAUUAAUUCAUGAUUAUCAAAAUAUAACUAUAGAUGUCAACAUUGUGUACGUGCUGAAAGAUUCAUUUAUGAUUGUUUAUCAAAAUAUAAAUAUAGAUGUCAACAUUGUGUACGUGCUGAUUCAUUUAUGAUU
This is a messenger RNA of Entelurus aequoreus (snake pipefish), 3662 nucleotides long. RefSeq names its product deoxyribonuclease-1-like. Gene Ontology annotation, biological process: DNA catabolic process. Gene Ontology annotation, molecular function: DNA nuclease activity. The coding region runs from base 214 to 1245 and encodes 343 amino acids. NCBI's taxonomy places the organism in Eukaryota, Metazoa, Chordata, Actinopteri, Syngnathiformes, Syngnathidae. The transcript has 11 exons. The record is from RefSeq and is a predicted model, not a curated record. Gene Ontology annotation, cellular component: nucleus.